Diuraphis noxia (Russian wheat aphid) is the source of this 2197-nucleotide messenger RNA. Its product is annotated as salivary peroxidase/catechol oxidase-like. Gene Ontology annotation, biological process: response to oxidative stress. The record is from RefSeq and is a predicted model, not a curated record. Lineage: Eukaryota; Metazoa; Arthropoda; Insecta; Hemiptera; Aphididae. Gene Ontology annotation, molecular function: heme binding; peroxidase activity.
UUUCACGCAGGUAUAACAACAGAUAAAAUUCAGUCAAAUUAUGAAAUUCAUUCCGACCGGUUUAUUUAAAAAUGGUUAAUGUUUUUAAAAAAGUUGAUAAACUUUCACCGAAUGAAACUGAUCCAUUACUAAGAUCCAAUGCAGCAAUACAACCAUUUUGGAAGAAACCAUGGUUUACUCUUUUUAUAGUUAUAUUAAUAAUUGUUGUUACUUCAACCAUUAUUUUAUACAUAUUUUACCAUAAAAAUGGUUCACCAAACGCUAAUGAGACGGAAGCAAAUGUUGUUAGAUUUGAUGCGGCAACGUUAUCGCAUAAUCCUUUAAAUUUCGAGUUCAAAUCCCAUCCAACAUUUAGGGUGUUGAGUAUAGCAACAACUAAUGGAGAUUACUUCAAAAAAUGUGCGCCGGCCGUAACCUGUAACCCAGACGAUAAAUACAGAACAUUCAAUGGCUCGUGUAACAAUUUGCAGAACCCUAACUGGGGUGCGGCUUUAACACCAUUUUACAGAUUGAUGAACGCCGAGUUCAAUGAUGGUAACAAUACGCUUAGAGUUCAAUUAGAUGGAAAACCAUUGCCUAGUGCUAGGCAAGUAGGUGUGAAAUUAUUUUAUAUGAGAGAUAUUCGUAACUACGAUCAUGUCAAUAAUGAGUUAUUAGUUCCAUGGGGACAGUUUUUGACACAUGAUAUAUCGUUCUAUCCUGAUGAUAUACGAAAUGCGACUACUCCAGCUGAUUUGGAUCACUGUUAUGAAAAGGAUAAGUCCAAAAUUCCAUUUGAAUGUGAAACCGCUAUACCGAUAGCAGCAGAUGACCCAGUAUAUAGCCAUUAUAAUGUAACACUGUUUAAAUUUGUUCGAUCUGCGACUUCAGUGAAUUUUAGCUGCCCUUUAACACCUCGAACUAUUUUCAAUAGAAAUACACAAUAUAUAGAUGCAUCACACGUAUACGGUUCAAACAAAAAGACAGCUGAUGGUCUUCGGACAUUUUUGAAUGGUAAACUUAGAUCACGGAUAUUGGAAAACGAAGAGUAUUGUCCACAAAACCCUGAUUCCGAAUUCAAAGAUGGUCCAUUAGGAAAAUCUAAUGUUCAAUUCGCCGCAGGCGAUAUCAACGUCAAUCAGAAUUUGGCCAUUGCAUUGUUUCAAAAUUUAUUUUUAAGGUAUCACAAUCAUUUGGCUGACGAAAUACAGACAUUAAAUCCAUCAUGGUCCGACGAAAGAGUUUAUCAAGAAACACGCAGAAUCGUAGGUGCAAUCAUACAAGUUAUAACCUAUGAACAUUUCUUGCCAAUUAUUCUAGGAGACGCAUACAUGAAAGAGUAUGGACUAGUUGGACAGACCAGUUAUGAUCCUUCAAUUAAUUCGGCUUUAGCACAAGAAAUGACAAGUGGUGCAUUUCGAGCUGUUCACAACAUUAUUCCUGCUAAAUUCAACUUAAUGACUGCAAAUUAUUCAAUUAUCGAUGAAGUAGAGCCUUCAAGAGUGUUACUGCAGCCAGACUUGCUUAUAGGAAAUUUCGAUAACAUGUUACGAGGGUUCUUGGAAACGCCAGGUCGAGCUGUACAACCAUCCUAUAAUAAUUUGAUUACAAAUGUUGUGUUUAAAAUACCGAAUUUGGAUGGAUACUCGGGAUUUGAUUUAAUGUCUUAUGAUAUUCAAAGGGGCAGAGAUAAUGGCCUACCACCAUAUAACAAAAUGAGACACAUUUGUGGUUUAAAAAAAGCAAAUCAAUUUAAAGAAUUAUCUGAUCUAAUCUCUUUAGAGGAUAUUGAAAUUUUGAAAUCACUUUAUUCUACUGUGCACGACAUAGACUAUAUUGUUGGUGCCCUCUUGGAAAAACCUAGAAACGGAUCAAUGGUUGGUCCAUCAACUGCGUGUGUAAUUGGAGACAGUUUCUAUAGGUUUAAAGCUGGUGAUCGUUUCUUUUAUGAUGUUCUAGGACAACCAGGAAGCUUUACCCCGGAACAAAUUAAAUCCCUGAAAAAGAUCACUCUUAGUCACGUUAUGUGCACAUCAUCAAAUUUGGACCACAUGCAAAAGGAAACAUUUAGAUUUGUUGACCAUAAGUGGAUGUCAAGUAUUAAGUAUAGCUGUAAAUCAUUUAAGAUGGACUUAUCACCAUGGAAAGAAAUUUAAUAAUAAUUGUAUUAUAACAUAACUAAUUUUAAUAUAAUAUUGUGCUUUUUGAAUUUCGGUGA